Messenger RNA from Botrytis cinerea B05.10, 1692 nucleotides. RefSeq lists its product as hypothetical. Lineage: Eukaryota; Fungi; Ascomycota; Leotiomycetes; Helotiales; Sclerotiniaceae. Bases 478 to 807 code for a protein of 109 amino acids. The record is from RefSeq and is a predicted model, not a curated record. The transcript is spliced from 3 exons.
GGUGAAUACUUUUCCGUCUUUGGGAGCGCAGCUGAAGUCCUUUGCUGGCUUCUCAGCUUUCCUUCACAGUUUCUCGUUGCUCCACUUCCACUUCUUGAGCAACAACUUCAACAACAAACCUCAGUUCUCCAAUCUGGAAAGCUUCUUGCAAUCUUCUUCGCUCAUCAGCAUUGCUACCUCAGCAAAUUUCUCCGCGUCCAAUCACCAUAGAAUUCCUUCAAACCCAUCCCCAAAGCUCAGCAUAUAUUUCACGCAAUGGCUGUUCCCACAUACUGCAGUCAUUCUUUCAAUGUUCUUAAGUCAGAAUCCACACUCAUCCAGUGGAUUUGCUCGAUGUGCCAUUCUGGACCUCAUUGGUUCAUCUACGAGUGUAAAUAUUGCAAACUCAAGACUUGUCGUAAUUGCUCAAUGAAGGCAUAGUCAUGUCUCAUAUACUGUCACCGCAUUGAGCAACUUGUCGCUGUCUGGAACUUUCUCAUGGAAUCUUACUAUGGUUUUUGGUGGUGUGUGGGGAAGCAGUUGGAAAUUGAUCCCUGGGAUCCGAAAAUGUCUCAAAUCUAUCUUGUUCCCGUGUUGCGAUUUGCCACAGAAACCGAAUAUGACGAGAAUGUGGCCACCUGCAUGAAAUACAUGCAGGGACGCCAUAAGCUUGCCGAUUUGUUACUAUUAGCCAACCACAGGCAUCCGUUUCUUUACAUUGUUCCCCUUUCUCAAAUCCCACAAAAAUUCAUAACCGAAUCUCCUCGUUGUCAACAACUUUUAUUGCCGAUGAGUCUACGAUGGCGACUACUUGAUACAGACAACUGAACUGAUACGACUACGACUUCUCCGACUUUUCAAAUUCAUCUUUUUUUGCAUGUUCACGAAUUUCAUUGCUCAUAUCGCAUUGCUUUACCAAUACCGACAACUGAAACCAGGUAUCCUGUACCACUCCUUUCUACGCCAUUAAACUUCACGAAUUCAGAAUCGUUUAGCUAGAGCCCAUCAAGUCGCAGGUUGGAAACACGUCUGAUGCAAAUUACCGGUCCCUAGGCUGGCAGCGACAUUUUACCCUUGAGAGCUUUACCGACAUCGGCACGCGCACAACAUUUUAACAAACAACACCAAAAAAAUAGUUCCUGUACCACAACCUUGUUUCAAAGCGAUUUGUGUUCUUUGUACCCAUUUUGUUCUAGACCAGUCUAUUUUCUCUUGCAAGUUUCAUUUGGUUCGCCUCUGCUUUUCUUCGGCUUCAGUUUAUGUCUACCUAGCACUCUGGUUUACAGUCUGUUAGCUCUGCUUUUCAUGUAUUUCUGUCUCUAUUCUAUUUGAUGUGGUGGUAUAAGGGUAUGGAUGGAUGGGGAUAGGAUUGGUUGGUUGAUUUGUUCCGGAGGUGUUCGUGGUGUCUAUGUCUAUGUGUGUUUCCGGAAAGAGGGGUGGCUUUUGUGAGAAUUGCGAUCGCAAGAAAUUUGGGAUGGGUGGCUGCCUGUUUGCUCGUCUUUAGUUUUGUUUCCUCUUUCUCUUUACUUAUUGCUCAAUUGUUUAUCUUAACGCUGUUAGAAUGAGCAAGUGGGCUGAUUGUUUUACUAUACGAUAGCCUGGUGUUUGCUACUCGGUGUGCGCAAAAUGGUUAGAUGAAUUGAUCUCCAGUCUUUAUGUCUUCCUUGUAGCUGACACUGAUAGUAUUAAUGACAUCAAUUGAUAUUUACUUGA